Molecule: messenger RNA, 1110 nt
Organism: Mycosarcoma maydis (corn smut)
Lineage: Eukaryota; Fungi; Basidiomycota; Ustilaginomycetes; Ustilaginales
Exons: 1
Coding region: 1-1110 (369 amino acids)
Biological process (GO): carbohydrate metabolic process; pentose-phosphate shunt, non-oxidative branch
Cellular component (GO): intracellular anatomical structure
Molecular function (GO): transaldolase activity
Source: RefSeq, a predicted model, not a curated record
AUGACAGCGUCUACGGUACCGAUCAUUGUGAAUGCGGCGUCGCAGCUCGAGAUCGAUGUGGACACGCUCGAUGUGGCGCUUACGCAGCAACUCGCGUCGGUGGGCGUGCAGCCAAACGAUAUGACAUCGAACCAGUUUAUCGUCGCGGACGCGCUGCGGUUGGCGCAGAACGAGGCGUUGCUCGACGACGUAGUGCGCGGUAGUGGUGCAGGCGACUGGUUGGCCAUCCUGGACCGCGUGAGUGUCAGGCUAUGUGCGCAGAAUCUGGCCAACAUUUCAGGACGUGCGCUGUUGCAGGUAUCCCCCACGCAUGCGUACGAUACCGAACAAAUCGUCGAGCAUGCUCUUGCGUAUGAUCGCGAGUUCAGCGCACUCGGUAUCGGCAAGCACAGAUACUGCAUCAAGAUCCUCGCCACACCGGCGGGUGUCAAGGCGGCUUGGAUCCUCGAGUCGCAGCAUGCUAUUCGAACGCUCGCAACCGGCGUGUUCAGCGUCGCCCAGGCGCUCGCCGCUGCACAGGCUGGAUGUCUCUACAUCUCACCUUACUACAACGAGAUCCUGGCGCACUUUACCGCGCCCGACGAAAGGGCUGUGUACGACGACCCCGUCUCGCAACAUCCCAUGUCUCCUCGAAUGGCUCACAUCUACCAAGCCUACCGGGAGCUUACGCUCGCUAAUCCAGCCGCUAGACCGCCAGUGAUCAAAUCGGCGUCUUUUAUCGGCAUCAACGAGGUGCUCGCCAUGCCUCAGCUCGGUGCACAACAAGCGACGAUCCUAGCGCCUAUACUUAGCGAGAUGAUCCAACGCACAGGCAUGCGUGCCACCACCAAGCCGUACCGGCCGAGCAAGACAUACGACGUGGCGCUCCCGGAUUCGACGCUGGCGCUCCUGAAGAUCGACCGUCUCCGUGCAGACGGCGUAGCGCAGCAAUUCGAUCUGAGCGUCGACUACCUGUCGCACAACGCUCAACAGCUGGCGCUCGCCAUCUCGAACGAUCCCGAGACGCAACGAAGGCUCAACGACGCGAUCCGCGUCUUUGAAACCGCCCAACUCAACGCCAAGACAGUGAUUGAUGCUGCCAUCGCCCGAGUCAAUGCGGCUCACAGCUGA